UGCCUGCUAUUUUUGUUGUAAAGCUAGUGAUUCAUUGUUUCUAUGUACUACACGAAUUUUUCUCGUGAAUUAAAGUUUUAAGAAAAGUCAGUGAGAUGCAUUAGUCAUUCAAUAAAAGUGAUAAGAUUCAAUAGAACUAUGUCCAAAGUUUAUUUAUUGCCAAUAAGUUGCUUCCUAUUAUUUCAAUUAACAUUUAUAAUAACAUACAUAGCGUCAGUUCUUGAAAAUCAUGUAGUUCCAGAUAUUCCUUACAUUUCUGACUCAGCUACUUAUAGUCCUGAGUCAUGCAUAUUUGGACAGUUAAUUAAUACGGGAUGUGUGAUUCUGGGGCUGACGAUUUAUAUCCGUUAUAGGCAGAUAAUUCAUGUUACGGAUCAUCAUGAAGUUUUGAAGGAUCUAGUAGAUCACUUGAAUAAACGUGCUCUAUAUUUUGGAUAUAUGUCCUGCUAUGGAAUUAGUAUAGUCGCUAAUUUUCAAGAAACUAAUGUCCGAUUAAUGCACUAUGUCGGAGCCUUUUCAGCCUUUGGGAUGGGUACGUUGUACUUUUGGUACCAAACAAUCAUAUCACAUAGACUUGAGCCAUAUGUCACUGUAAAGAGAGCUUUAUAUCGAAUUAUAUUGUCAGUAUUUUGUACAAUUUUCUUCUUCGUUGUCGCAAUCUGUGGUGUUAUAUCACAUAUCCUAUUUGAAGGAAGUGAUCCUAGACAUUGGUAUCCUAGUGAUGGAGGUUGGCGUUAUCAUGUAGCUUCAUCAGUAAGCGAAUGGAUAGUCGCUACAAUUUUUAGUUUUUAUAUUUUGUCAUUUUCUGAUGAAUUCAAGUUCAUUGAAUUUGAGCAUCCCGAAAUAUCAUUUGUGAUUUUUGAUAUCGAGCAUGUUGAACAAGUUGAAUCUAGAGUGCUUGUUGAAUGUGCUGAUGAAGAAGCUGAUGCUUAAGGCUGAUUUUCAAGCUUUACAUAUAAUCUCAAACCAAAAUAAUAAUGUAAUCUAUCCCAGUUUUUGAUAUUUAGUAGUGUUAUUAAAUAUGUUUAAAUUAAGAAAAAUAACGGUAAUAAAAUAUUUAAAUUGAA
Molecule: messenger RNA, 1067 nt
Organism: Chironomus riparius
Lineage: Eukaryota; Metazoa; Arthropoda; Insecta; Diptera; Chironomidae
Source: the annotation of a GenBank genome assembly